AUGUCUCAAAACAGUGAGUUAGAAAUCAGUGUAGGAGACCUGAUCCCCUCUCCCACUACACAGUACCAGGCACAGACAAUCCUGGGCAAUGGCGUCUAUGGAGUGGUCAUCCAAUGCAGGAAUGUGACCACCGAUGAAACGGAAGAGGAGGUCACCCUUCAAGCCAUGAAGGCGCUCCACUCAGACAGGUUCAACAUCGUCAGAUUCAACGAGUCAUUCACCUACAAGGGACAUUACUGUCUUGUGUUUGAGCACCUGGAUAUGGAUCUGCAGAAAUUCAAGCAGAUCAGCCCGGGUCAACACCUUCAGCUGAAGCAGAUCCGCCCCAUUCUACAGCAGCUGGCUACAUCCUUGGAAUUUCUGAACAGUGCAGGGAUCAUUCAUGCAGAUUUGAAGCCAGAUAACAUCAUGUUGGUGGAUCAUGUCAGGAAGCCACUCAAAGUUAAAGUCAUUGACUUUGGUUUAGCCUUCGAUGAUCCUGAGGAACAGAUCGGUGAUCUCCUCCAGCCUUUGUGGUACAGAUCUCCUGAGGUUCUGUAUAAAGAGCCUUUCAGCGGGGCCAUCGAUGUAUGGUCUCUCGGCUGUAUUGCUGCUGAGCUGUCUACGGGCAGACCACUGUUCCCAGCCUCUAAUGAGAAUGAAUUGAUGAGGCAAUUUGCGUUUGCAAUUAGAGAUCCAGAGCAUGAAGGAAACUUCCUACCUCAUGCGUUCUGGCCAAGACGCUGGAUGGAAGCCAGAUUUAUGGGGACUCAUCCGCUCUGGGUAGAAGAGGUCCAAGCUGAACACUGUGACCUGCAGUGCUUUUUGGACCUAAUGACUCAGAUGCUGAUGAUGAGUCAGUUAAGAAGAAUUACCCCCAGCAGAAUUCUGCAGCAUCCUUUCAUCACGAUGAGCCACCUUCAGGGUUCAUACAGAAACAGCCUCUAUGCGAAGUCAUGUAAGGAUCUGAUGGACAUCUGUCAGGAUCCGAGCUCUGACGAUGGAGGACAUGGAGACCAGGUGAUCCUUCAAAUGUCCCUGAAUGAGGAUGCCUCCAGCAGCACUGCCAGCCCAGCCAAGGAGCGCAGCCCUGCUGGGAUGACAGAUGAGAAGCAUUCAAAAAUGAAUGCAAAGCGUGGCAACAGACCAGAAGACUCCCAAGCAAUGGUGAGAAGGAGUGAACGACUGGCAGCCAUUCGAGGCACAAGUGGGCAAACGGGACCAAUCAGGUGCCAGAGGAGGAGAAAAAGACACAAUCCCACAGCCAAUGGCAACCCCUCGACGAAGAAGACAAACGUGAGCCUCAGAAACGGACGGACCUUGUGA
This is a messenger RNA of Hippoglossus stenolepis (Pacific halibut), 1305 nucleotides long. RefSeq names its product homeodomain-interacting protein kinase 3-like. Bases 1 to 1305 code for a protein of 434 amino acids. Lineage: Eukaryota; Metazoa; Chordata; Actinopteri; Pleuronectiformes; Pleuronectidae. The transcript is spliced from 8 exons. Gene Ontology annotation, biological process: peptidyl-serine phosphorylation; peptidyl-threonine phosphorylation. Gene Ontology annotation, molecular function: protein tyrosine kinase activity; ATP binding; protein serine/threonine kinase activity. Gene Ontology annotation, cellular component: nucleus; cytoplasm. The record is from RefSeq and is a predicted model, not a curated record.